Molecule: messenger RNA, 3600 nt
Organism: Gigantopelta aegis
Lineage: Eukaryota; Metazoa; Mollusca; Gastropoda; Neomphalida; Peltospiridae
Product: TBC1 domain family member 31-like
Exons: 24
Coding region: 244-3429 (1061 amino acids)
Cellular component (GO): centrosome
Molecular function (GO): protein binding
Source: RefSeq, a predicted model, not a curated record
UUGAAAAACAUGUUCAAUCAUCUCCCGUUCGUUCGCCGAUUAUUUGACAUAAUAUUUCUUCAAAGUGUAGUGCUUUGUCAUAAAUGACAAUGCUGUGUUUGGUUAAUGUUUACAUCCAGUAACAGUCUAAUUUUCAGUUAAUCAUCAUUUAGCACGUUCGUGAUUAUUUUUAAAAGUAGAACGAUUUUAAUUUUCUAAAAAAACAAAAACAAAAUUGGCUAGGGACUUAAAAGCUGAAGUAUAAUGAUGCAAACUUUAGAUGUUUGCAAGAAAACGUCAGGAAAGAUUUGGCACCGAAAGCCAUCACCAUCAAGUGAUAAUGGAUUAAUGUUCAGGAUCACAAGUUCUCUGUCCAGCGCCUUGUCUGACCCUGGCAGAAACAUCCGUUUUCUUCACACUGCAUUUGAUGCCCCUGGAGACAGAUUUAUUGCAGGGGAUCACCAUGGCAAUGUGUAUAUUUUUGACUUGACAAAAAACAGAUUUUGUCUUGCACAAAAGACUGGACACCCUAGCACAGCUCUUGCAUUUACCCUGAGGAGAAAGACAGAGUUUCUAGUUGGGCUUUCCGACUAUUCGUUUAAGUGCUUCGAUUCCGACACCAAAGAACUCGUAGCAUGGAUGAAGGGCCACGAGUCGGCUAUACACAGUAUAUCGAUGCAUGCGUCGGGACGUUACGUGCUGACCACAUCAGCAGAUACAGCUCUACUCUGGGAUUUAGACACAUUCCAGAGAAAACGCAAACUCAACAUCAAAGAAGAAGUGGGGCUGCUUAAGGUGUUUUUCCUUCCGCUGAGUAACACCAUCGUGACAUGUUUCCGUGACGACACAAUAUUUGCGUGGGAGUCGGAUACACUUGAGUGUAAAUACCAGCUUCCUGUUCCUCCAGGCGACAGUCCACAGUACCGAGUGUUUGCAGCCACACGAGAUGGCAGAAUUCUGGCCGCCGGGGGCCGCUCUCGGUUCAUUCACCUGUGGUCACUGGACACUCGCCGACUUCUCAGAAUCAUAGAGCUGCCUAACAAAGUGGUGUCCGUCAAACAGCUGGACUUCAUCCCGGACAACUUCCAGUGUGGUGCAGACCAAGUGCUGGGUGUUCUGUGUCAGGACGGACUAAUGCGAUUCAUCAACACCGACACGUGCAAGCUGCUGUUUGACAUCGGAACCGUGGACAACCGCAUCAGCAAUGUGUCCGUCAGUCCGAGCGGCCGUCACAUCGUGGCUGUGAUGGAUGAUGGUAAUGUACAUGUGUACAGUGUGUUGGCGCUCUCCGCAGAACUCAGCAAGCCUCCGGCACCACUGGUGAAAGUUGUGACAUCAAACAGGAUGUCCGAGACUGUGUCAACGGAGAGCAGUGACAGAAGUCUGAUAAAGUCUGCCAAGUCGAGACGCCGGGACAGGAGGAAACCUCAAGACUCGGACAGUAGCGCUGCUAAUGACAUGGAUCUGGACAAGCUGUGUAACAUUUUGAAAGGGUACGGAGAAUACCCUGCAAAAUACAGGAUGUUCAUCUGGCGGUCCGUAUUACACCUGCCGGAGAACCACGCUGCGUAUGGUGCCCUGGUGGACAAAGGAUCUCACCCGGCCUACUCCAAGCUUCACGAGGUCUAUCCUAUCAAAAGCAGAAAACUCCUUCGAGUCUUACAAAGAAUUUUGUCUGCGCUGGCCCACUGGUCGCCUAUAUUUGGAGAAACACAGUACCUGCCAACGCUGGCAUUUCCGUUUGUGAAGCUGUUUCAGAACAACCACCUGGUGUGUUUCGAAAUCAUUGCCACACUGCUAGUAAACUGGGGAUACCACUGGUUCGAGUAUUUCCCCAACCCACCAAUCAACAUCCUUGCCAUGAUAGAGAACAUCAUCGCACACCAUGACAGAUAUCUGCUGCAACAUUUUGUGAAAUAUAAAGUGACAUCACAGAUCUACGCAUGGCCGCUGCUGGAGAGUGUGUUCUCGGAGGUGCUCACGAAGGAGGAGUGGCUGAUGAUGUGGGACAAUGUGUUCAGCAGUCACCCGUCUUUCCUGCUCAUGCUGAUUGCCGCCUACGCCAUCUGUGCACGGGGUCCUCUCAUGCAGUGCAAGGAACUCGACGACUUUAAAUAUUUCUUCCACCACCGGAACGCGGUUGAUGUGAAACAGGUGGUGAAGGAGGCGUAUCGCCUGAUGGAGUCGACGCCCAACGACAUCCACCCGAAGAAACACAUUGAAGAGUUCAAACCUCUCACAAAGGGACUGUACCCAGUCUUCAACAAGUACCCCAAGUUCAUUGUCGACUACCAGGUUCAAGAACGAGAACGAAUAAGGCAAGAAGAGCUGGAAUAUCUACGACAGAAACAGGUGACGCUGGCGGUUGAGAAGGAGACGGAGAAGAGACAGCAGGAGGAGGAGGCAUGGUACCGCCAGGAGCACCUGCUGACGGAGGCCGAGGACAAGCGACGUAGGAUGAUCCAGGAGGAGGAGCACAAACUCGCGGAGCAGAGGAAACGUCUGUUUGCGAUGAACCGUGAAGUGAAGCUGAAGGAGCUACAACUGCUGGACGCGGCACGGCGCAAGUUCCUCCACUUCCAGCAGACACAGCGCGAGGCCGAACUCAAGAGACUGGAUGAUGAGAUGCAGAGAAAGGCUCUGAUGAGAGAUCAGGAAACUGAAGCAGCCAUUGAGGAGGCUGAGAUUAAGAACAUGGAGCUGAACUUACAGAAGAAGAUGUUUGAACAGGAGUUGUUUCGCGAGUAUGCGGUGUCGUCCCACCACCUGCGCAGUGAACAGGACCUACACCGCAAACAGAAGGAGAUGGAAGACAGAAUACAGCAGAGACUGCAGACUGCGGAACGAGAGAGAGACGUACAAGUCAGGAAGAUGAUGUCACAGCAGCUGGCGACUGCAUCACAGAAGAACAUCGACAUGUGGGCUCACAGAGAGGUGGAUCACAGACACCACUUGGAGGACUGUCAGAGAGAGGCCGGACACACCCAGCUUGCAAAGAUCCAUGAACAAAAUCGGACACUGGAAAGUGAAGUUCAGAAGCUGAUGACAAAAUGUCAGGAUGAGAGGGAGAGUGAGACAGCCACAGGUUACCGCGAUCUACAGGACGCAAGGACGGAUCGACUGAACAACAGCGUACGACAUCUCGACCAGAUCGAGGACGAGAUUAACGCAGACCUAGCACACGUCCGUCACAUCCAUGAUGACGUCAUCGACGCUGUACAGAAACAUCGGAAGCCAUAUUGGAACAGCAGCCAGCAGACCGAUCUUCCUGACCAACUCCAGACUGAAGACUCUCUGGUGAACACCAAAGUAUCAUUCGAGAGGAGUCGGCAAGCGUUUGAAGAGCAGGAGUUGGCUUUGUUAAAUGGUGUCCGACAGUUACGACAGAAAAUAGCCAUGGAAAACCGAGCCAAAAAACCGCCACCGCCUCUUCAAGCCGAUGGUUAUUAGAUAGUCGAAUUUGAUGUGUUAAAAACAAUUCUGUCCAGACACGGUCAAGUUCACCAUAACCUUCUAAACAUGCAAUGAUGAUUAUAGGGUGGCAUUUUGCAAAACAAAACCAGAGAAAUAGUGUCCAUAUCAAAACACAGUACCAAAGAUGUAUCUGAGUGUUCCCCCCCC